This is a messenger RNA of Zophobas morio, 3785 nucleotides long. RefSeq names its product no receptor potential A (gene norpA). Gene Ontology annotation, biological process: release of sequestered calcium ion into cytosol; lipid metabolic process; phosphatidylinositol-mediated signaling. Lineage: Eukaryota; Metazoa; Arthropoda; Insecta; Coleoptera; Tenebrionidae. The transcript has 12 exons. Gene Ontology annotation, molecular function: phosphatidylinositol-4,5-bisphosphate phospholipase C activity; calcium ion binding. The record is from RefSeq and is a predicted model, not a curated record. The coding region runs from base 145 to 3393 and encodes 1082 amino acids.
AAGAACGUAGGUAAAUAAACAUGUCACUUGCAGAAAGAUGAGUUUUUCGUGGCUGCCGCUCAAUUUUUUUAAUUUUCCGCCGAAACAGUCUGCGUAAAAGACAAAAUGAACGUCUUUUAAUGACCUUCGUGUUGAUAGUUCAUCAUGACGAAGAAAUUCGAAUUCGACUGGCACGUCCCAGUGCCAGAGCCCCUUCGAACUGGGUGCUUCAUGGACAGGUGGACCGAAGAAAAAGAUAACACCGAGUUAGAACAGAGGGCUUUUUUCAAAGUCGACGAGUAUGGAUUCUUCAUUUACUGGAAAAGCGAAGGCAGAGAGGGAGACGUGAUCGAGUUGUGUCAAGUAAGCGAUGUUCGGGCUGGGGGUCUUCCAAAAGAUCUGAAGCUUUAUAGCCAGCUUGUUAAUAAGCAUGGGCCAGAUUUAGAGGACAAAUCUCUCACCAUUUGUAGUGGUACUGACUACAUAAACAUCAAUUAUCAACAUAUUGUGUGCCCUAAUAGCGAAACGGCCAAGAUCUGGCAGCAAGGUUUGAGGAGCAUUACUCACAACAAUAAAGUUGUUAACGUUUGCCCAAGAACUGCCCUGAUGAAACACUGGAUGCGUCUUGGCUUUUUGGUGGAUGCUAGAGGGAAAGUACCCGUGAAAGUAGUAGCGCGUACUUUCGCCUCUGGCAAGACUGAGAAACUUGUCUACCAGUGUUUGUCAGAUCUUGAUUUACCUGGAGGUAAAAAUGAUGUUAUAGAACCAGAGGACUUCACAUUUGAUAAGUUUUACGCCUUGUAUCAUAAGAUUUGCCCGAGAAAUGACAUCGAGGAGUUAUUCAGGAGCAUCACGCAAGGAAAAACAGAUUAUAUGAAUCUUGAACAAUUCAUAAAUUUUUUGAAUGAGAAACAGAGAGAUCCGCGACUCAACGAAAUUUUGUAUCCCCAUUACGACGCUAAAAGAGCGUCAGAAAUUAUUACCACUUAUGAACAAGAUGAAGCUGCGAGAGCUGCGAAUAGACUAACCAAAGAUGGAUUGAUCAGAUAUUUGAUGUCGGAUGAAAAUGCGCCAGUUUUUCUCGACCGAUUGGACAUUUACAUGGACAUGGAUCAGCCACUGUGUGCUUAUUACAUCAAUUCUAGUCAUAAUACUUACUUGAGUGGUAGACAGUUUGGAGGAAAGUCUUCUGUAGAAAUGUACCGUCAAGUUCUGUUAGCCGGUUGUCGCUGUGUAGAACUUGAUUGUUGGGAUGGAAAGGGUGAAGAUGAAGAACCUAUCAUCACACACGGAAGAGCCAUGUGCACUGAUAUACUCUUUAAAGACGUAAUUUAUGCCAUUAGAGAUACAGCUUUCGUUACAUCUGACUAUCCUGUAAUCCUAUCCUUUGAAAAUCAUUGUUGCAAAACCCAACAGUACAAACUGGCGAAGUAUUGUGACGAAAUUUUGGGUGAUUUAUUAUUGAAGGAACCGUUAGAAGACUAUUCCUUAGAACCAGGAAUACCGCUACCACCUCCUUCUUCAUUGAAGAGAAAGAUAUUAAUCAAAAAUAAAAGGUUGAAGCCAGAGGUAGAAAAGCAAGAGCUUGAAUUGUUCCGGCAGGGAGAAUUUGUUAUUGAAGACGAAGAAAAGGAAGACGCUAGUGCGUCAGCUGAUAGACCCAUUCCGCCAGAUAUUUCGGCCGAGACACCAGCUACGGAAUGUACUCCUGGUGAAGGUGACAUCGCCACUACUAAUAUACAGUAUGUGGGAUCCACAACCAACGUACAUCCGUGGCUGAGCUCCAUGGUAAACUACGCUCAACCAGUAAAAUUUCAAAGUUUCGAUUAUGCCGAAGAACGGAACAUCCACCAUAACAUGUCGAGUUUCUCCGAACCCGCCGGUUUAAGUCUUCUAAAGUGCCAAGCCAUCGAUUUUGUCAAUUACAACAAACGCCAAAUGUCCCGCAUUUAUCCCAGUGGUGCAAGAGCCAACUCUUCCAAUUACAUGCCUCAGGUUUUCUGGAAUGCUGGUUGCCAAAUGGUUUCUUUAAAUUUCCAAACUUCCGACUUACCAAUGCAGUUGAAUCAGGGCAAGUUCGAAUACAACGGCAACUGUGGUUAUUUGUUGAAACCAGACUUUAUGAGGAGACAUGACAGAACUUUUGACCCUUUCGCCGAAAGUCCCGUAGACGGCGUGAUCGCUGCUCAGUGUUCAGUACAAGUUAUAGCAGGUCAAUUCUUGUCUGACAAAAAGGUCGGUACCUAUGUCGAAGUCGAUAUGUAUGGUUUACCCACAGAUACUAUAAGAAAAGAGUUUAAAACGCGUAUGGUUCCAGCGAAUGGUUUGAACCCUGUGUACAAUGAGGAACCCUUCCUUUUUCGAAAAGUCGUUCUUCCCGAUCUAGCUGUAUUGCGUUUUGGAGUAUAUGAUGAAAACAGUCGACUAUUGGGACAACGUAUUUUACCCUUGGAUGGCCUACAAGCUGGAUAUAGACAUAUUUCAUUACGAACAGAAGCCAAUUUUCCUAUGUCUCUUCCUAUGUUGUUCUGUAAUAUCGAACUUAAAAUCUACGUUCCUGACGGCUUUGAAGAUUUCAUGGCUGCCUUAAGCGACCCGAGAGGAUUCAUGGGUGCUCAACAAAAGCAAAAUGAGCAAAUGUCUUCGAUGGGAAUCGAAGUUACCGAUAAUAAGGGCCUAGAUAGAAAAGAUAAAGAAAGAGAAGAAAGAAAAGAAGAACCGCUGGUUUUCGAAGCAAUUACUAUAGAAUCGAUUAAGCAAGACAAGGCAUUCCAAAAGACCACAAAAAAACAGCAGAAAGAAUAUGACACCUUGAAAAAGAAGCAAACGAAAGAGAAAUUAGGAAUACAAAAAUCGCAGUGUGCCGCCAUCGACAAAUUAAUUAAGGGCAAAAAUAAAAGUGAUUUGGUUAAUGACCCGGCAGUACGUAAACUGGUAACCGAACAAACUUUGGAAUGGAGCACUCUGAUGGAACGUCAUCGAAAACAAGAGUGGGAGUUUUUGCGAAACCAGCUAGACGAACAACGCGAUGCUUUAAAGAGACACAUGCAAAUAUUGCAGGCUGCUCAAAUGAAACAAUUAGAAGCCAAACAUGACAGAGAAAUGAAAGAAAUGAACAGCCAACAAGCCAAAAUAUCCGUUGAAACCGCAAAAGAAGUCGCCAAUGACAAAAACUUGAAAACCAAACGUGAUAAAGAACGGAGAUUAAAAGAGAAGCAACAAAACAACACAAAAAGAUUUGUCGAAGAACGAAAAGCAGCGGCGAACAAACAGUUAAAAGAAAAAGAUAAGUUAAAAAUGAAACAUGAUAAACAGCUGGAAAUGUUGUCCCACGACAUUCAAAAGAUGAUUGAUAUGUACAAAAACGAAGAACUUGAGUAUGAAAUGUCAAGUAAAAGCGAGUUUUUUGCGUAAGGACCAAUGUUUUUUUAUUUAUAUUGUAGUUGUAGUUUUAAUAUAAACGUCAAAUUCUAGUCCUAAAGUUAAUUUGUUAGUUUUUGUAUUCUUCAUGUUUAUAUUAUACUCGUACUCACUAUUACCAACAUGUACAUCUUAAGAAGGAAAUGGUACUAAUAGAUUUGUUAUGGAUUUUUUGUUCCUAAAUAAAUUACGUAAUGUUAAAAUUAAUAUAAAUUUUAUGUCAGAUUUACGAUAAGUUUUAGAGAGUUGUUAAGAAAGGUUGAUAUCGCUGGAGGCGAAGCUUUUGUGAGUAUUAAAAAAACACUAAUACAAGUGGUUAAAGCGAUAUUGAUUCUCUGUGUAUUCCACCUUUUGGAGCUUAGUGUCCAAUAAAUUGCCAAGGCAAA